AAAACCGUAACGUUGUGCAUCUCCCUAUUCAUCUCUGUACCUACAGUUCUUGCAGCCAAUCACUUAAAUUCCUUUGAUCAAUGAUGAAAAAUCUUGAAACUAGAAAGCUAACCUAGAUAUAUCGUUGACACCAUGAAUUCUACUGAAGAGAAUUCUGAAAGUACAGAAAAUACAGAAAAUAAGAGUGAAACUCAAGCAGCAGAUGAUGUGGAAGCAUGGGACAUUAUUCCUGGAUAUUCAACAUUUGGGGAUUACGUGAAGACUGGAUUUGAGAUACUAAAAGCUGGCAUUAGAGCUGCUAAUAAUUUACCAAGCGGAGACAAUUUUAAUUAUUAUGCUUGCUUUUCAAGUUUCAAUGACAUCAGGAAUGAGCAAAUCAAAAAGGUAUUAAAUACUAUGCAAAAUGUUAUUGAACACUCUGGCAUUCCGGGUAAUAUUAGACGUCGUGAUGCGGAUGAGAAAUUCGAACUUUUAUUAGAGGCCAAUGAUAUCUUUCUUGAUCGUGCUGGAAUAUGCAUGGAUCAAGAAUCUGGUAUUGUUCAAAAUCCAGGGGUUCAAUUAAUAGUCUCUCAGACACGGAAUACAAAUGUCAAUGGUAGUUGGAACACAACCACCACUGUCCCUAAUACUCGAUCACAAGAAAUGGUAAAUAAUGUACAAGCCAUUCGUUUACUAGCAGCCAAAAACGUUCAUAGACCACAAUUAUCAUUCAAAGAUAAAAUAGACAAUAGCUCAAAACCGUGGCAACCCAGAAUUAAGGACAAACCAAAUUCAUUGAAACCAUUAGCUAUCUACUUGGAGGAGACGCCCGAUGGAGAAAUUUUCAGUCAUCCAUAUGAGCUUGAACUAGACAAAUUUAAGCCACCAGAUUCUCAGUUACAAAAAUCAAAACCAGAAAAAUACAAAUCACUUGAGGACACACCAUUGAUCAUUAUUGAAAAGCCACAAGAUCUGCAUAUCGUACUUCAAGAUUUAGAGAAUUAUGAUGAAAUCGCUAUCGAUUUAGAGCAUCAUUCGUACAGAUCUUUUCAAGGAAUAACUUGCUUAAUGCAAAUAUCAACCAAGGAUACUGAUUACAUAAUAGACACAUUAACUCUAAGAUCAGAGUUACAUCAGCUUAACGAAAUCCUAACAAAUCCUAAAAUUCUCAAAGUGUUCCAUGGAGCAGACCAAGAUAUUCUGUGGCUUCAACGUGACUUAUCAUUGUACAUUGUGAAUAUGUUUGAUACUUACCGGGCAGCUAAACAGCUUAACCUGCCUUAUCUCAGCUUAGCAUACCUACUGAAAACUUAUUGUGGACUAGAUCCAAACAAGCAUUUCCAGUUAGCUGAUUGGCGCAUAAGGCCUUUACCAGACGAGCUUAGAAAAUAUGCUCGAGAAGAUACACAUUAUUUAUUGUACAUAAAAGAUAUAUUGCGAAAUUCUUUAAUCGAUGCAGCCAAUGGUCAGAGUAAUAUAUUAAAAGCAGUGUACGAUCGGAGUACGGAAGUUUGCAAACAGGUUUACGUGAAGCCCAUUUGGACAGAGGACAGUUAUUUAAGUAUGUAUCGAAAAAGUCAAAAAAUGUUUAACAACAGGCAAAUAUACGCACUGAAAGAAUUACACAAGUGGAGAGACAUCACUGCUAGACUCGAAGAUGACAGCACUGGAUAUGUUUUACCCAAUCAUAUGUUAUUGAACAUAGCUGAAACUCUUCCUCGAGAGAUGCAAGGCAUCCUGGCUUGCUGCAAUCCGAUUCCACCAUUGGUGCGACAGAAUUUACUUAAAUUACAUAAAAUUAUACUGAAAGCUAGAGAGCAACCACUGACAAAACCUGUGCUCGAAGAAGAUAUUAAACAACGGCUCGCCCAAAGAAAUCAGGAUGCUGCUAUAGGAAUAUGUCUCUAUUCACCACACGAUAUACCUAGUGGAAUGGAACCCAGAGCAGAUUUGCCGUGUUUAUUAGACUCUAAAGAUGGCGAAGAAAUUUUGCUCCCAAAUACUGAAAUUACUCAUAGCAUUACUGUGUUUGAUAGUCCAGUAGCAUCUGAGGAUGAGGACAAUACUCUCAGUAGAAUGGAAAUCUUAAAGAAGAUGAAGACAUUAUUCGUUAGUCCAUUCGAGAGGUAUAAACGUGUCAUACCAAUGGUGGCAGCACAAGAAGCGAAGGAGCGAGAGCAGCAAGAGAAAGAAGAAACAGAAAGACUCAAUAAAGAGCAAAAAGAAAAACAAGAAACAAACGAGUCAAUAAAUCGAGUUCAUGAUCAUUUCAAAGAGAUUUCACGCGUAGUGGAAACACAAGUUAAGACAGAAGCAAAAUCUCCGAAAAAUAAGCAUACCCCGUUAGCUCAGAUGCGUAACAGAAAACGAAAAAGGCAGUCUAGUGUAGAUGAAACUAACGACGUUCCUGAAAAAUCUCAUGAGGAUCUUUCAUCACCUGUACCAUCACUAGAUGCAAAAGUUGUUCAAGGUGUCAAGAGAAAAAUUGAUCCAGAAGAACUUGAGCAAGAAAGACAAGAUGGUCAAAAUUUGAUUGAAGUGGAAGUCCCCGAGAUGAAGGAAAAGUUGAAACCACUUCGGGCUGUGAAGAGGAAUGACAAACGUGCUAACAGUAAAGAACUUAAGAAAAAAGGUUUGCUGCCAUCUGCUGUAUUUGACUAUAAAACUGUAGAUUUUAGUAGUUUUCAAGGUGGCAGUACCACAAGUGACACACCGAAAGCAGCAACUUUUGAGGGGAAUAAGAAGAAAAAUUCUAGGAAAAGGAAAAGUAAACGAAAGAAGCAACAAUGGAGUGGAAAGUAAAAAAAAUUGUUCUAAACUGUCUGAGACAUAUGUAAACAGCAGUUUACAUCAAUUACUUUUAAAAUAUUUAAGAAAGUUCUUCGGAUUCUUAUUACUAAGUGAAUAUAACACUCUUGUGGUACAAAGAAUGUGAAAUGAAUUUUCAUAUGUAAUUACAGUGUAGUAAAUCUCUGAAAGUAGCUUAUUCUUUCUAGCUUCAUAUUGUUAUCAAUAUCGCAUAUCGUAAUGCGAUGGAAUUUUGAAUAAAUAAUUCUAUUUUCUAUGAUCAACCGUAAUUAAACUCUGCAGUUACUAAAUCCAUAUCAAUUAAUUUGUUACUUGCCACUAUUGAGCAUCUAUGCAACAAGUGUCAUCAUGAAAAAUAAAACUAUUAAAAAAUCAA
Molecule: messenger RNA, 3163 nt
Organism: Cephus cinctus (wheat stem sawfly)
Lineage: Eukaryota; Metazoa; Arthropoda; Insecta; Hymenoptera; Cephidae
Gene: Rrp6
Product: exosome component 10
Exons: 6
Coding region: 133-2781 (882 amino acids)
Biological process (GO): histone mRNA catabolic process; nuclear polyadenylation-dependent rRNA catabolic process; nuclear polyadenylation-dependent snRNA catabolic process
Cellular component (GO): nuclear exosome (RNase complex); nucleolus
Molecular function (GO): nucleic acid binding; nucleotide binding; 3'-5'-RNA exonuclease activity
Source: RefSeq, a predicted model, not a curated record